This is a messenger RNA of Leishmania major strain Friedlin, 1089 nucleotides long. RefSeq lists its product as hypothetical. The transcript has a single exon. The record is from RefSeq and is a predicted model, not a curated record. The coding region runs from base 1 to 1089 and encodes 362 amino acids. NCBI's taxonomy places the organism in Eukaryota, Euglenozoa, Kinetoplastea, Trypanosomatida, Trypanosomatidae. Gene Ontology annotation, molecular function: transmembrane transporter activity. Gene Ontology annotation, cellular component: endoplasmic reticulum membrane; Golgi membrane. Gene Ontology annotation, biological process: transmembrane transport.
AUGACAGACACCGCACUGGGGCUGGUGAGCAUCUUCUGCGGCUGCCAGGCGAACGUCUUCUUGCUGGAGCUCAUCAUCACCGGCUCUCCGAACACCUACUAUGCCCUCACUUGCGCUCAGUAUGUGUGCGUCGCUCUCUUCACCUUGCCUCUGCUGCUGCGCUUCAAGGAGCCACAUGAGCAACGGAAGGCAACACUCAAUAUGUGGCCGUUCCAGUGGCGGCGUCUUCGUGUAUCACUGCGCUACAAGCUGAUCCUCGCCGUCGUCGGGUGGGCCAUGUCGGUCGGCAACAACAUUGUCUUCGGCUUCCAUAUCUCCAUCCCGCUGCACGCCACUUUCCGCUCCUCUUCGAUGAUGCUCAACAUGCUUGCCGGGUACUUCCUCUUCGGUAAGCGCUUCACAGCGCCACAGGUGACCUCUGCCUUGGUUAUCUUCGUCGGCCUCAUCGUGCUGACAAUCGAGAAGGCACGCAGGACGAGCAGCGCGGGGGCUGAGACGACGUGUCGCACCGCAGCCGCUGCGUCGACCCCGACGUGGUACUGGGGCUGUGGAGUAGCUAUUCUGGUGGCCACCACUGCGUGCACGACGGCAUUGAGCAUCUUUCAGGAACACAUUUACCGCUGCACCCGUGCGAACGAGGCCGCAAGGAAGGUAGUACCGUCGAGCGACGAUGCUCCGCCAAUGUGGACAGAGGCGCUCUGCUUCUCCCAUCUCUUUGCGAUCCCGCUCUUCUUUCUGCAGCCGAUACACCUCUACACUGAGUUUGCGCAGAUUGAUGCGGGCAGUCACCUGCACGUGGCGUUGAACUGCGUGACUCAGGUAGUGUGCAUCACCGGUGUGUAUGCGAUGAACGACAAUACCUCAGCUUUCACUCUGAGCCUGACGCUGACACUACGCAAGCUCGCCAGCUUUGUGCUCUCGGUCGUCUACUUUGGUCACUACCGGUACCUCUCGACUGUGGAGUGGGUUGCCAUGGUGGGCGCUCUCAUGGCCGGUACCGCGUACCCAUUUUUACCUAAGGCUCAACCCAACAUUUCUGGCGCCGUAGACGCAAGCGCAGCGACAGAGACAAGUGCGAAGAAGAAGUAG